AUGGCCACUGGCUUUAGGCGACAACAGCGUAGAUACAAGGUGUUGGUCAUCCUCUUGACCAACCUCUUGACAUUCGGCUACUUGUUCCACUCUGAAAACUCCAGACUAUCACCGUCCUUGGACGUGCCAGGCGGACACGAGGCGCCAUGUCCGUCGUCCCCCAACCUCGACGACAUCGUCGUCGUCAUGCGCACCGGGGCCACGGAAAUCCACCAAAAGCUACCCGUGCAACUGGACACAACACUGCGCUGCUUGACUGACCUCUUGAUCUUCUCCGACUACGAAGAGACGGUGCGGGGCCAGGUGGUGCGCAAUGUGCUGCAGCACGUCAACGAGACGCUCGUAGCGCGGGAGCCCGACUUUGCCAUCUAUCGACACUUGCAGCAGCUGGGGAGGGAAGGGCUGGCGAAUACGACGUUUGAAGGCAGCAGUGCGCAGGGGUCUGAUAAUCCGGGCUGGAAGCUAGAUCGGUUCAAGUUCUUGCCCAUGAUGGAGGAGACGCUGCGCCAUCGGCCGAAUGCGAUGUGGUAUGUCUUUGUGGAGCCGGACACCUAUCUGCUGUGGCCGAAUCUGAUCGACUACCUGGCUACGAUGGAUGCGAGCGAGGCGCUGUAUCUUGGCCGCCGCAUGUAUAAUCUUGCAAGCCCUGUGCCCUUUGCCUACGGCGGAUCUGGCUUUAUUCUUUCCCAGCCUGCGCUGCAGCGGAUUGUGGAGCAUAGAAACGCAUAUCUGGACGACUAUGAUCGGUUCACGGUGAAGGAAUGGGCGGGCGACUUUGUGCUGGGCAAACUGGCGCAAGAUGCCGGUAUACCAUUCAAAAGGGCCCUCUCGUUGCAGAGAGAACCAGUUUCAGAGGUCGACCCGUUGGCUCUACCGGAGAACCAGUCUCUCUGGUGCCUUGCGCCGGUUUCCUAUCAUCAUAUGCAUGUUGACGCCAUUGCCGACCUGUACACCUUUGAGCAGACCUGGCGGCGCCAGAACCCAGGUGCGCAGCUACAGUACAGACAUAUCCUUCGGGAGUACAUAGUCCCCAAACUCAGCGACGACGACGUCUCUGGCUGGGACAAUCUUUCCAGCGACACGCAGCCCUUGGGCGACGCCAUUCCGACAGACUCGGCAGCAGAUUGCAGGAGACAAUGUCAAGCCAACCCGGACUGCCUCCAGUACUCCCACCUACACGGCGACUGCCACAUCGCCACCCGAGUCCGACAUGGCCGGAAACUGCCCCAGGAGGCGGGCCACGAGGCUAUGCGCUCGGGCUGGAUGCGAGACAGAAUCCUACGGUUUGCAGACGCCAUAGACAUGACGUGUGACGACGAGGAUGCCCGUCCGGAAGGCAACGGAAAUAGAGGCGAUGUGUCAGACUUGAUUCUUUAG
This is a messenger RNA of Plenodomus lingam JN3, 1377 nucleotides long. RefSeq lists its product as uncharacterized. Gene Ontology annotation, cellular component: membrane. Lineage: Eukaryota; Fungi; Ascomycota; Dothideomycetes; Pleosporales; Leptosphaeriaceae. The record is from RefSeq and is a predicted model, not a curated record. Gene Ontology annotation, molecular function: N-acetylgalactosaminide beta-1,3-galactosyltransferase activity.